AUGGUAGGCGGCGGAGAUGGCGAACGCGGCGGAGUUGGUGGUCGUGGCGGUAACAAAGCGGAGGCAAAUCAGUUGCUCGUAACAUCGGAGAAGCUUCUAUCGUCUAGUGACUUCCAAGGAGCCAAGGCGUCAGCGAUCCGCGCAUGCAAAUCCGACCCGACCCUAGCGGAAGCGGCGGACUCCAUCCUCACAAUCUGCGACGUUCUCAUAGCCAGCGAGAUUCGUCUAGGCGACUCAAAAUUACCUGACUGGUACGCCGCGCUGCGACUCGGUCGGUUAGCUCAGAACCCCGAACACGUCGCGACUCAGUACCGCAGGCUCGCUCUCCUCCUCAAUCCGUCGGUUAAUCGCUUUCCGUUAGCCGAUCAGGCGUUUAAGGUCGUCUCCGAUGCUUGGCACGUGCUCUCCGAUCCCUCGAGGAAGUCGCUGUACGACCAAGAGGUUCAACUGAGUCAACUCGUCCAACCGCAGCAGAAGCAACGUUUCAUAUGGAAACCUAGCCAAAGCACCACCAAAGUAGUAGCAGUAUCACAACAUCCGCCUUCUGUUGCUCCGCCAGCUACAUCCACCGUUGGAUAUCCGCAGCGGAGGAGCGAUCCUACGGCGACGAGCUUCUGGACUGCUUGUCCGUACUGUUUUGUGCUCUUUGAGUACCCUAAGGCUUACGAGGAAUGCGUUUUGAGAUGCCAAGAUUGUAGAAGAGCGUUUCAAGCUGUGACGAUACAGAAACCUCCUGUGGAAGGGAAAGGUGAAGAUGUUUACUUCUGCUCGUGGAGCGUAUUCCCGCUGGGGUUUUCUGGAGAGUUUAAAGCUCCGAGCUGGUCACCUAUUUCACCUCUUAUUGCAUGCCCUCUGCAAAUGGUGGACGAUGAACGGGCCACUAAGAAGAGAAAGGAACCUGCUCCUCCUAGAUUUUUCUAUGACGAUGAUGACAUAUAUGUUGCUAUUUCCGAUGAUGAUCAUGAGGAAAAUGGCCCUAAUGAGUUACAAGCGAAGAAUGUCGGGAAAGGGAAAGAAAAACUUGUGAGGAGUAACAAGAAACAUGGAUCAGAGAAGGCUGGGAGGGGAAUCCAACAUGUAGAAAGUAUCGGUGGUGCUAGCAAUCAUGCGGCUUCAAUUGCUUCAUAUGUUACUCCUGUUGGUUCCUCGUCUAUGUCAAAACCAAUGAGUAGUAGAAAAAGAACGGGAACUGAAGCUAAGAACCUAGGAAGGUUGGAUUUGAAUGUGGAGUUCAGUAAUGAAGUGGAAGAGCCAGCUGUGGCAGGCGGGAGAAAUGAAGGCAAUGGGCUCGGAAGUAACAGGGAGGUGGAUAAUAUGGAAGGGAUUGGGUUCUUUGAGGACCUUGAUGAAUUCUUGAGUAGUUUGCCGAUAUUUUCUGUCGAUGGGGAUGAUAAGAUCAAGGCUACUUAGUGAAUAAAAGGUAGUGGCAGGAACAGGUUUGCAGCUUCGAUCAUACCGGAGUUUUCGUAACCCUUUGACAAGAAUUUCUACCAAGGUCUAUGGUAAAGACGUAAAUGGCUUUGUAGAGACUCUUCUUUUGUAGUCGCUGUAGGCAUUCUUACAAAUGUUGGAGUUUUCACUUACCUGUAAGCUGUAACGAGAGUCUGCAAGAAGAUGCCAUAGCUAUUUAACCAAUGCGUAUGUACACAUUAUCUAUCUUUUAGAAGCUCCUGUUUAGCUACAGGGUAGGGUAAAGGUUUCAUUGUUGAUUCAUAAACUUGUUCAAGAUGAUAGUAGAAUGUAGAACUGCAAUUCUAACUCCUUGAUUUUCUUCAGUGACUAAACUGUUUAGGCUCUAAACGUUCCUGUGCUAUCUAUUGUUUCUUAUUAUGAUGAAGACAGGUUGAUAGUCGUCGGAAAAUCAAAGCCAUGC
Brassica napus (rape) is the source of this 1873-nucleotide messenger RNA. RefSeq lists its product as uncharacterized. Lineage: Eukaryota; Viridiplantae; Streptophyta; Magnoliopsida; Brassicales; Brassicaceae. Bases 1 to 1410 code for a protein of 469 amino acids. The record is from RefSeq and is a predicted model, not a curated record. The transcript is spliced from 2 exons.